AUGGAACUUGCUGGGAGGUGCUCCAGUGCCUGGAGCCCAAAUGUGAUCACCACACUGGUGGAACACUCCUUUAAUUAUCUGGAGAUCCAGGGAAUUGCUUGCAACAAGCCAACACAGCUGUCCAUAGAGUAUGAGCGUGGCUCCUUCUCGCUGAAGCUGCCCUCCACAGACGAGGUAAAUGAGGUGGUGGCUCACAUAGGAAACUGUAUGCUGAGGAUAUGUCCCGGUCUACCCCCAAGUAAAGUAAUGAAGAAACUUUGCAUGGAGCCUCCAGACAGGCUGUCUUCUCUGCAGACUUUGUGGGAGAACAACAAACCUGCUGAGCCUGGACCCUGUGGUGGGUUUUCUCAGAUGUACAGAUGUGUUUGUGACUGGUUGGGGAUGCCUUACAGAGAAGAGGUCCAGUGGGAUGUAGACACUAUCUAUUUAACACAAGACACCAGAGAACUUAACUUGCAGGACUUCAGCCAUUUGGACAACAGGGAUCUGGUAGCUAUAAUAGCAGUCCUGGAGUUUAACCAGUGGUUCACCAAGCUCUCUACUAAGGAUUACAAACUGUCUGCAGAUGUUUGCGAGCAGAUCCUUCGGGUGGUGUCUCGAUCCAGUCGACUUGAAGAGUUGGUCCUGGACAAUGCAGGACUCAAAACCGAUUUUGCCCAGAAGCUUGCUGCUGCCCUGGCCCACAACCCCAGCUCAGGACUCACCACUAUUAAUCUUGCCAACAACCCACUGGAGGACAGAGGUGUUUCCUCCCUGGGUGCUCAGUUUGCCAAACUCCGUUUGGGGCUCAAGCAUUUAAACUUUUCCAAAACCUCACUCUCACCCAAAGGGGUGAAUAGCCUUUGCCAGUCACUGAGUGCCAACCCAUCCAUCCCCAGCAGCCUAGUCCAUCUGGACCUCUCAGGGAACGUGCUCCGAGGAGACGACAUGCAGCACUUCUACCACUUCCUUGGUCAGCCCAACAGCCUGGCAACCCUCGACCUCUCCAACACUGACUGCUUACUGGACCAGGUUUGCUCAGCUCUCCUGCGCGGCUCAGUCGAACACCUCUCUGUUCUCAACGUGUCAAAGAGCAUCUUCCCUCACAGGAAAGGCAAAGAGGUGCCUCCCUCCUUUAAGCACUUCUUCAGCAGUGCCACAUCUCUCACUUCCAUCAACGUGUCAGGAACCAAGCUGGCCCCAGAGGCUCUCAAAGCCCUCCUACUUGGUUUGGCCAGCAACCCAAAUGUGAAGGAUGUCUCCCUAGACCUCAGCUGCUGUGAGCUUGGCCAUUGUCUGCGGUCUGGAGGUUCUCAGAUCCUUGAAGGUUGUAUCGCUGAGAUCCCCAAUAUCUCCAGCCUGGAUAUUUCUGAUAAUGGAUUAGACUCAGACCUGUCCACUUUGCUUAUUUGGUUAGCCAAGAACCGGUCUAUCAGACACCUCUCUCUGGGCAAGAACUUCAACAACAUCAAAUCCAAAAAUCUCGCUCCAGUGUUGGACAGCCUGGUUCACAUGAUUCAGGAGGAGGAGUCGCCCCUCACUUCUUUGUCUCUAGCAGAUUCCAGACUCAAGAGUGAUCUGACCAUCGUCCUCAAUGCUUUGGGCAGCAACUCCUCACUCACAAGGCUCGACAUCAGUGGGAACGCCAUGGGUGACAUGGGUGCCAAAAUGCUGGCCAAGGCUCUACAGAUCAACUCCAAACUCAGGACUGUGAUCUGGGAUAAGAACAACACCAGCCCUCAGGGUCUACAGGAUGUAGCAGCCGCUCUGGAAAAGAACUUCACCAUUCGUUUCAUGCCCCUCCCCAUCAUCGAUGCCUCCCAGGCUCUAAAGGCAAGCCCUGAGAAAACCGAGGAUGCCUUACUCAAGAUUGAGACUUAUUUGUACAGGAACCACGAGACCAGAAAAUAUCUACAGGAACAGGCUUAUCGGCUACAGCAGGGCAUCGUAACCACAACCACACAGCAGAUGAUUGAUAGGAUUUGUGUUAAGGUGCAGGACCACCUGAAUUCUCUGAGGAACUCAGAGACAGAUGCCAUUUUGGAGGAUGUCAGGUCAGCGGAGAGCCUCAUCAAAGAUGCCAGGAAUUCUAAAACGCUGCUUCCCAACCUCUACCACCUUGGGUCAGCAUCCAGAGAGGAGGUGAACAGUUCUUCAGUAGGUCCCAUUCAGGAGAAACUGGAGUCUAUGGCUGGGGAGGUGACCGCUGUCAUGGACCAACAGCUCCAGACGCUGUUGGAGUCCAUGAUGGAUGCAGCAGAGUCUCUGUGUCCUCAUGUGUUGAAGAGGAGUAAUCUUCGAGCAGAGCUGAUGAAGGCCAGUUCAGCCAGGAUGAUCGUACCUAAAAGCUUUGUCAGCAAAACCCUCCUGGAGCAGUCCGGGGUGGAUAUUAUCAACAAGAUCAGUGAGGUGAAACUAAGUCUAGCGUCUUUUCUGUCCGAUCGCAUUGUUGAUGAGAUUUUGGAGGCUCUUUCCUCGUCACAACACGUACUGGCUGACCAUCUGGUACGUCGAGGUCGCCCCUUGGUGCAGCAGGAGUCGGUGGAUCUGGAUGUGCCGGAGGAGAAGAUUCCGAAACGGGCAUCGACUGAGAUGCUGGAGGCUGAGAGGCUUGAGGAUUUGGAGACAUGUAUGAUGACUCCUAAAUCCAAAAGGAAGAGCAUCCACAGCAGGAUGCUGCGGCCAGUGUCUCGUGCCUUUGAGAUGGAGUUUGACCUAGACAAAGCCCUAGAGGAUGUCCCUAUCCAUGUGGAGGACACUUCGACAUCAUCUCAAACUCCAUCUACUCCAUCUAUGGUGCUGCCCAAACUGGACCAAUGUCCGACAGGCGUGAUGGUGGAGCUGCCGUCUGAGGAAGAAAAAAAGCUGCAGCACUUCACCAAACUACGCCCUCGGAGGAACAAAAAGACACAUUCCAGCAAAGUACCACAAAUCAACAGCACUCCAUCUCAAGAUGGGGAACAGAAUGGGCUCAUGGGGAGGGUGGAUGAGGGUGUAGAUGAGUUCUUCUCAAAAAAAGUCACUAAGAUGGAUUCCAAGCGUUCCCUGAAGAGUUCAGAAUCUCAAGAUGGAGAGAAGAAGAAGAAAGGAGGAUUUCUUAAUCUCAUCAAACGAUCCUCUAAAUCAGAUAAAUCAGACAAAUCCGAUAAGUCAGAGAAAAUUCAGGCUACUUCAACAUCCUCAGGUCCAUCCUCAGCCUCUGUAGCAUCUGUGCAGGCAUCCGUCAUCCCAGAGGAGCCUUCCUCACCAAAGGUGGCUGUUAAAAGUCCAGCACCCGAGCCAAAGUCAAGAGACACCUCCAGUCGCUCACAGCCCACAGACUACAGCAGCAGCUCAGACCGGUCUGAGGAGCUGAGGACACCGGACUCCAUGGACGAACCUUGGGAGGGUUCAGAUGGCAGGGGAAGUCCUCAGGGAGGCAGGCGGUAUCCUGGUGUGCAGAUGAUGGGCAGCGGUCUCCUAGCAGAGAUGAAGGCCAAGCAGGAAAGGAGAGCAUACAAGUCUUCCAGCCCUGACAGGCCUGACAGCAAUACAACAGCCAAGCCUCAACCCACCACUCCAGAAAGCAGGUCUCCCAGUGGUCCCAUUAACAAACCUGACCCUGCGUCACCAGAAAAGACCUCUCCACGCGGUGAGACUAAGCCUGAGCCAGCUCCUCGUCUCAGAGCUACAUCUUCCUCGAGUUCCCCAGGGGGACCAGCGAGUCCUAAACCACCAGUGCCACAGGGAGCAAAGCCUGCUCUGGCUGCUCGACCCGCAAUCCCGCAGAAGCCGAGGACCACGAGUAGCAGCAGGAGCAUAGAUGAGAGCUCAGAUUCCCCCAGCAGUGGCAGUGUGUCUCAUAAAGUCACAGGUCUUCCUCCAACACUGAAGAGGGUGCUAUCAGAAAAAGACAAAGAGGGAGUCUCCAGCAACAAACCCACUCAGGAAGUAAGAUCAGUGUUGGACUCUGUUCAGCGAUCCAGCGCUGUUGGCACCAACUCUGAAGAUCACGGCUCCUUCAAGACCAAGGACCAGAGUGCAAACUCAGACAAGGACAAAGCAGCGGGCAAGAAGUCAUCAGACUCUGGGGAGGAGGCGGACAAAGACUUUAUUUUGAUAUAAAUAAAACAAAUUGACAGCAAACGCCUGUUGACAAGCCUCACAUUUUCAUUUAGCAAAGUACGCCCUGCAGGACAACAUACGGAACUGUUAUUUGUUAGUUUGUACCUGCAGGUCCUGUCUGACUGCAAAGUACAGCAAUCAUGUUUUUUUUUUGCAGGAAAAAUCUGCCAUAGUAAAAGAAACAUAGCACUGUUUGAGGUUCACUUUUAAUUUGAUUACGUGUAAUAACAUUUUUGAUGGGUUUUAACACGUAGGUCGUCUAACUUAACCUAAAUACUUUACAUCGCAAAAGAGCUUCCUUCUCACACACAACCUUCUCUCCUCUCUAGAUCUGCUACUUAGAUCUUUCUUCUUGAUCCCCGCUUUCAAGUAAAAAUCUCAUGUCUCAUGGGUUGCUCAACUUCAUUCAGCCAACGCUGGAUCCUUAAUAUAAAUUUUAAGUUUUCAAACCACUAAAAAUGAUUUGACAUUUUUACAAAACAGCAGAGAGACUGUGAUAGUGAGUUUACAUCUAAAAUCUGUGACUAAUCAUCUUUAGUCUUUUUACUGUUUGUUGCCAUAGCUCAUCUCUCAAGGACCAAACACGCAAUACCACUUACACCAGGAUUGCUGUACUGUACUGUACUUGAAGUCAAACAUACAACGAGACCAGAACCCAAUGCCAUUUUUUCCCUUCAAUAUAUUUGUAUAGAUUUUUGUAUAUACUAUCUUCAGUAUGUGCAAAAGACUUUUUGCGGGCUACAGAGGUGCCUGAAUCCAUUAUGCAAUUUGUGUUUUAUUUUUUUUUUACAGGAAUAUACAGGUUUCAGCUGAUACUCUCAGCAAAGGCAGAACUCAGAUAUAUUUGAUGUACUUUGGCUUAAAGUAUGACCGAGUUAGACUCUCCACUGAAGGACUGAGGGACAGCUGUAGAUUAAUGUAAAUCAAACACACCACCUGGACUCAAGUUAUCCUCCCUGCAAGAGCUGGAGUGACCAUGUGAUGUGUUUGUGCUUUUGAGUGGACUGUGGGACACUUUAACUUUUUUGAUAAUCAGUAUGGCUUUAGCACUGUUAAAUAAUACUGUUCUCUGUACGUCAACACUGUGGAAAAAUAUGUUAUUUGCCAUUUAUGGGGCGAGGAUAUCACUAAAGUGCAAUACAGAGUUUGAUUGUAUACAUUUUGGCCAUUUUUCUUGGUCGCAAGUUUAUAACCGUUAAAUUCAUAGCUUGUGUUCCUGGAAACAAAAGACUCUGUGUUGCUCUUAAGGAGGGCUCCUCACUUCCAACAACAGAGUCAUUCAUUGAUUAAUAUUGACAUUCCUCCAAAAGAAUGGCCCAGGUUUUGACAAUAACUUUACCAGUUUGUCCUUUGUGUAAAAGCAGCAUACAGGAAGGAAAUCCAGCCUUCAGACACUCUUCUUCCUCAGUAUCUUUCAAAUUUAGUUCACUUUUACUUUCCAUAAAAAAAAAAACUCAAGGCAUUAGCUGGCAAUCAUAUUGCUUAAAUUCAAAAAGCAUGCAGUGCCUAGAGUGAAAGUGAACUGAAGGUAGCAGGAUUUUGAAAACAUGGGCCUCUGGGCUAUUUUGUACAUAUUAUUUUCAGGACCUGAAUGAGUCACAUUAACACGCAUCUCGAGCCAAUUUGUCUAAUCAUCUUCUCUCUUUUAAGAACAAGAACAGUGACCUUUUUCACUUUGAUGCAGUUUGCAAACAGAUUCUCAAAUUAAUGGUGCUUUUGAAGUCAUUAAUCAUAAAAAUGUAAAAUGUUGGUGGCAAAGGAUUUGGGGGCAGCUGAUCUUGCCAUCUGCAGUUUGUACCACAAACCAUGUCAUUUCACAAAUGUUGCAUAAACAGUUUGAUAUUCCACUCGUGCCACAUUGUGCUUCCUAUAAUCACCAGGUUUUAGUGGCCAGUAUCCUUCAGGCAGCCCACUGUGUUGCCAAUUCACAGUAUUUAACUCUUAAACAGCCACCUCUCAUUUUAUUUUGAGCUCUACAAUCACUCAGUAUGGCAUAAUUGCAGCAUCACACUCUAUGAACACAUCUGUGUGUGAGAGAUCUAAUUUUCUAUGAUACUGGCUACACCACUCAUGUAGCAGGUCAAACUGUACUCCAGUGUAAAUCCGAAAAGUGCAUUCAGCACUGGUUCUUUAUGUAGAGUGUGAAAGGGGCACUGCUUGUAUUUAUGUUACUGUAAAGGAGUCUAAUUCAAGUCAGGGCCAAGAGGUCUCACUGGUGCACCGUUUCCUACACUGUGGUGUCUUAUGAUGUCCUUUUUGGAGGGUUAGAUUUUGCUUCUUUGUCACUAAUCAUGGUUUUAGAGUAACCCCAUCUCUGCUGUAUAUAUCCUGUUCCUAAGAUCAACAGCGGCUUUGAUUUUCAAUACUCAAACAUCACUUUUUGUCUCACAGGUGUUCACGCCUAUCUAAAUAAAAAAAUUUUCAAAAAGAAAGAAAGAAAAUGCUCCUACUUUGCGAUAUCCUGCAAGGAAAUGAUCCAGACAUCUAUGGUGUUGAGAAACACUAAUGAUAUUUCCUGUGAAAAUGAGCAUCCACAUCCUUUCUGUUGGUGGACAAACAUGAAAAUAACUUGUAGCAUUAAGUUCAGACCUCAGUGUCUACAUGUGUGUGACUGCAUGAUGUGACUGUGAGUUGUAUUGUAUGUAUAUAUGUGCUUUCAUACAUGUAGGUGUGUGUAUAUAUAUGUAUGUGUAACAUAUGCACAUGUAAUAUACUUACAUAUGAUAUAGCCACACACCUAUGUGACGACAGCAAAUCCUGUAUUGUUUUGGUACUAAGUACACUUCUAAACUAGGGAUUUGUUUGUAACUUAUUUGGAAUAAAAAAAAAAAA
Messenger RNA from Archocentrus centrarchus (flier cichlid), 6915 nucleotides. RefSeq names its product F-actin-uncapping protein LRRC16A-like. Gene Ontology annotation, cellular component: plasma membrane; lamellipodium. The transcript is spliced from 37 exons. Gene Ontology annotation, molecular function: protein binding. Gene Ontology annotation, biological process: regulation of Arp2/3 complex-mediated actin nucleation; cell migration. Bases 1 to 4083 code for a protein of 1360 amino acids. NCBI's taxonomy places the organism in Eukaryota, Metazoa, Chordata, Actinopteri, Cichliformes, Cichlidae. The record is from RefSeq and is a predicted model, not a curated record.